GUGCUGACGUGGAGGGGGCGGAUACGGGGGCCAGGGUGGCAGUGGAGCAAACGGAGGAGAGCGAGGGUAACGAGGAGGAGGACGAGGGCGAGGAGCGGCGUGCGCUGCCGCUCGGCGGAGGGCCUUCCCUGUCAGGUUUCCUGGCCGUUGCUCCCCUCGGCAGCUUCACAGACCACGCGGCCGGUAGCUGCAGCAGCCCCGCAGCCCCCAUGCGGCGCUCCAUGUCCCCGCUCGCGCCGCCCCCGCUGACCUACCUGCCCACCAUGCGGGUGGCCUUUGCCGCUGCAGCAGCCGACGAGGAGGGCGCCGGCAGCCCCGCCACGCCCUCCGCAUGCGCCCCCUCGGCCUGUGCCACGUCAGCAUGGGGGGCUUCACCCAUGACGACUCCUGGUGCCAACAGCCGGGACGCCAAGAAGCACAAGGGCAAGCUGGCCAAGGCUUUCAAGGUGCUGUUCAAGAAGGGCGGCAAAGAGGGAGCUGGUCAGGCGGGGGAGAUGCAUUCCUCGGUAGCGCUGUCCAUUGGAGCGCCAAGCACCCUUGCCGGCAUGUCUGAAGCGGCAUCGGCGCUGGAAAGGGCGAUGACAGGCAUGGACGCCCUCAGCUUUGCGGGCACCAGCGACACCGGAAUGACCCAUGGGUCGGCCAUGACCGACCCGCAGGGCGAGUACGGCAGUGCAGCUAGCAAGGAGCGGCGACGCAGGAAGGGCAUGUGGAAGCGCAUGAAGCGGAAACUAGGGAAGUUGAUGGGCAUUAUCCCGCGUUCUUGGGAGGUCGAGGCAAUGAGGGCGCAGGAGGCCGCGGCAGCUGCGACGGCAGCAGGGGCUGCGGCUGGGCCUCUAGCGGCAGGUGUAGCAGAUGGACAGGGGGGUGAAGCAGGGGCAGCGUCGAGAGGACGGAAUGAGUAAUUAGCUAGACGGACGUUCGUUUCGUGCGUGUGUGCGUUGCGUGCCUGUGUUGCAUGUCGGCUAUAUGGGGCGAGUGUAUGUUGUAUUUUUGGUACUGUUAUGAGACCGGAAGAGGGUGAAAGAGUGAGGAAUGCAAGCAUCCAAGCACCGGCGCUGCAGUUUGCAACGGCAGUCAGAGGUUUUAGGGCAUUGUUCAUAGCUUUCUCAGGCCCAGAAUGUCUAAUCUGUACAGCAUAGAGGAUCGCUAGCGAGGGAGAAUUGCAGUAGUCGCGGUGUGCGCGAAUGUGUGUGUUAUUGCAGAUGCUGCCGGCUAGUGUUUGAGCGGCUCGCGGUGUAGGCAUUGCCGUACAUACCCUAUGGGCAGUGGAUGACAGACGACGGAACCGUGUGUGUUGGGAAGAAGAACAGGCACAGCUUCCGAGGCAAUGACGUUUGACACAGUGCUAGCUGUACAGGACUAUACGGUAUGUGACUUUCAGGUCCAUAUUUCGCUAACAAAGCAGCUGUGGCAGUUCGCGUGCUUGCUCUGUGUGUUUCUGUGCGGGUCGAGCCGUUGUACAGGUUAAACAUUGGUUUUUCAUGUUCCACUUUAUUCAUUACAUGUCGGUAGCACAGAAUUUCUUCCGUCGUUCGCAUCUACGUCCAAAUGUUAUGCGGGCCAGGUGCUUUCCUACGUAUCGCAGUGUUAGGGCUAGACGGUUUUGAUGUUUGUUUGUGAGGGGAUUAUUUACUGUGCGUCCUGUGACAAUGGAGCAGUUGCGGACUAUUACGGCCGGAAGGGCCCAUGGGUCGCUGGUGUUUGGAUCUGGGUUUUACUGUACGAGAAACGCCUUGGGCUGCUUCGAGUAGCCUUGUCGAUGAAGGGGCAGCUGUCCUUGCUCGUGUGGAAGAACGCAGUAGUACCAUGGCGACACUGCACGAUUGUGUAAGCGUGCAGACUUCGACGAAGGGCAUAUGUGCAUUGUUACGUGUCCCAUACUCCCAUUACUUUAAAG
Molecule: messenger RNA, 1900 nt
Organism: Astrephomene gubernaculifera
Lineage: Eukaryota; Viridiplantae; Chlorophyta; Chlorophyceae; Chlamydomonadales; Astrephomenaceae
Source: the annotation of a GenBank genome assembly